AUGGGGCCAGACACCGCUAUCCUGACAGACGGCAACGUGACUGUCGACGUCCAUAGCAGAUCAAAGAAAGAGCCAGAUUGGGGAUGGGGCCCAAGGAAGCCCCCUCCUGGCACCUUGAAGAGACCCACAGUGGUCCUAGAAGUGGCUGUCACAGACACCCAUGCGAAAUUGCUCCGCGAUGUGGAUUUAUGGCUUGAUCCUUUGCGAGGCAAUACCACCAUUGUCAUCGCAGUGAAACUGACGUCGGGUCUGAGAGGACAAAGGGUUGUUAUAAAGAAAUUCGAGCGGGGUGAAAUCGAUGGGAAGCCUGUGUGCUCUCAGCGUAUUCAGUGUCACAGAUAUCCAAUGCCCUAUCAAUCCGAUGUUCAUGUGAGAGGACCUCCAUUGACUAUCCCGUUCGACGUUCUAUUCCUGCGCGAUCCAGUAAAUGCCGAGGAAACUGAUUCGACUUUGGGACGGCAAGAGCUUCAGGAAAUUGCUGAAUGGGCAUGGGAUGUCGGGGAGUGA
Penicillium odoratum is the source of this 507-nucleotide messenger RNA. RefSeq lists its product as uncharacterized. Lineage: Eukaryota; Fungi; Ascomycota; Eurotiomycetes; Eurotiales; Aspergillaceae. The coding region runs from base 1 to 507 and encodes 168 amino acids. The record is from RefSeq and is a predicted model, not a curated record. The transcript has a single exon.